CGUUCGUACGGCCGCGACGCAACGCGCCGCGACGGUAACGCGGUCCCCGCUAGCAAAUGUGAUCCGCUCGCUCUCGGGUCCAUUCAGUUCGUACUCGCUUCGUCCAUCUAUCGCUCGAAAUACGCUGUGCGCGACAAUCGGCAGUGCCCCGGCAGCGUCGCGACACACCCCGGCGAACGUAACUCACGUCGAACUCGUUCACCUAUGCCGCGAAGCUCGCGAAUUCCUUCGUGCUUGGUUGCGCGAGAGAUCUUUGGUUAGUCGCGCCUCCCCGUCCGCCUCCGACACCUCUCACUGUGCGCGAACUCCCUGCGACGACGCGCCACGUGGUCACCCUGUUCGUCCGGGUGUAACCACGUUGCCGAUAGCCCGAGUUUUGGUGACUCACGCUCGCAUUAUAACCGGUAGAAACUCGAUCCGAGCGACGUUAGUAUAUCCAUCAAACAACAAUGGCAGAUAUCGAGGAUACUCAUUUUGAGACCGGAGAUUCAGGCGCCUCCGUGACAUACCCUCAACAGUGUUCAGCACUGCGCAAAAAUGGUUUCGUCAUGUUAAAAUCACGUCCGUGCAAGAUUGUAGAAAUGUCGACUUCUAAGACUGGCAAGCACGGUCAUGCUAAGGUUCAUUUAGUAGGUAUCGACAUAUUCACCUCCAAGAAGUAUGAGGAUAUCUGCCCCUCCACACACAAUAUGGAUGUGCCGUUUGUUAAGCGGGAAGAUUACCAGCUUACAGAUAUAUCUGACGAUGGCUAUCUCUGUCUGAUGGCUGAUAAUGGAGAACUGCGCGAAGAUCUCAAGAUACCUGAUGGUGAUUUGGGAACACAGCUGCGUGCUGAUUACGAAUCUGGAAAAGAGUUACUUUGCACUGUACUCAAGGCAUGCGGUGAGGAGGUAGUAAUCGCCGUCAAAAAUAACACCUCCCUCGACAAAUAAUUGUGUUCAGCCCGAUUACGACGACAGAGAAGCCCAACACAUUCGAGCAAAAACCACCCGCUUAGCCAAUCAAUCAACACCUUUACUAUUGGUCAAACAGGAUAAAAACAACAAUAAUAUAACCAAAAAAUCUAGAGGAAGAUGAUGAAGAGAGUGGGAGAGCGAAAGAAAAAAAGAGAGAAAGAGAAAGAAUGUCUGAGAGAGAGAAAGAAAAUAGAAAAUGAGAGAGUGAGAGAGAGAGAGAGAGAGUGAGAAGGGGGAGAAAGCAAAACGGGCUAGCAGUUCCAUAUAACAACAGCAACGCGCGAGAAACGACUUUUACCGAAAUAAUAUAUCCGCUUUACUUAAUUAUUUUAUCCAACAAUAUUUAAAUAAAUCCGGGACAACAAAAACUAGGUAUACGUACAGUUAUAUACACUUAUACAUAUAUACAUACACAUAUACACAUACAGAUACAUACAAAUACACUUACACGUGUACCUAGUAAUUACACACGCGUUGUUUGUUAUAUAAGAAAGUGGCGACACUUCAGCAGAUAGUUGAUUGGGAAAUAAAAACUGAGAAAGCCUUGAGACACAUCCUGGACCUUUUUUUUUUUAAAGAAUAGAGAGAAAGAAAUUAUUUACAACAGCUUUGUAACUUAUUACACUUAUGUGUGUGAGUGAGAGAGAGAGAAAGAGUACAUGAGAGAAUGCGAGAGAGAAAAUUGUUGGAGACCAAUAUGAAGAGGUCGUAGGAAAAGGACCUUGGAGUCCUUGAGCGCGCGCGCGGAACAAUUUUUCAUGGGAUGCUAGCGAUGCCCGACACGAAGCAGCUCACUUCAAGCAUCUUUCCUGUAAUGAUCGAUAAGACUGGAGUUUCGCUAUAUGGAAUUUCUACAGAAUGCUAAAGGUUUCUUUCUUUUUUAUGGAAAGAACUCGAGUUCUCGAGAUUUUUAGGUCUAAUUAUACUUAUAAAAAUCGAAGUUUAUACGGUCUGAAUAUCUAAAAGGGUUAAGAACUUCAAAGUUCUACCUUUAGAGAAUUAAAAAAAUUUGCGGGUUUUAAACUAAAACAUACAAAAUAUUUCAAGUCUUAAAAAUUUGAGAAUUUUACAAUAAAAAAGUCUAGCAUUCGAAUUUCUAGAAAAUCUUAGAAAUUCGGAAAAUCGAUAAGAUAUGAAGUGCUUAAUAUUCACACAUUUGAAAAAAUUGAUAGAUUCCGAGAAUGAGAUUACAUUCAUGAAUUUGGAAUCUGAAUUUAAAUAUCUUAAAAUAUUUAGAUAGUGCAAGCAUUUCGAUAUUUAUCGUAUUUUAUUAAAAAUCGCAAAAUGCAGAGACUUUAAAAUAGAAAUAGUUUGUAUGAGAAAAUAUGUUACGAUUU
Messenger RNA from Trachymyrmex cornetzi, 2293 nucleotides. It is a transcript of the gene eEF5, whose product is annotated as eukaryotic translation elongation factor 5. Lineage: Eukaryota; Metazoa; Arthropoda; Insecta; Hymenoptera; Formicidae. The coding region runs from base 450 to 932 and encodes 160 amino acids. The record is from RefSeq and is a predicted model, not a curated record. Gene Ontology annotation, biological process: positive regulation of translational termination; positive regulation of translational elongation. Gene Ontology annotation, molecular function: ribosome binding; RNA binding; translation elongation factor activity. The transcript has 4 exons.